CGCAGCGCCUUCUCCCUCCUUCUUCUCUCGCACCCCCUCCUUAUCUCCGAAACAACCGUGAGCAACGUGCACUCAGUUUGGUGGUGUGUGAGCUGUGGUACAUAAGCUUCUCUCUUCCUGUUCGCCUCCAUCCUCCGGCCAUGCAGCGAACAGCUCCCAAGGACGACCUUCUCAAGCUCCGAAUCUCGACUCCCCGGGUAACUAUCGCUUGACGAAGUUCCCAUCAAGAAGGUCAGUUGAUACCAGGAUACACAAAGGCACAAACGCUGUGUUUAAGCCUAUUCUCUGUGUGUGCGUUUGGCGUGCGUGUGCUUCGUUUCCUCGCCAGGUGGUGAAUCACUGAUUUUCGCAGCCAGCCAAGCAGGUAGCAGAGUGCCAUCCAUCAGCGGAGAUGACAGGGCAGCCGAUAACGUGCAAAGCAGCGGUUGCGAUGGGUGCCAAGGAGCCGCUGCAGGUGGUGGACGUGGUGGUGGGUCCACCGCAGAAGGGCGAGGUGCGCAUCAAGAUCACCCACACGGCCCUGUGCCACACGGACGAGUUCACCCUGUCGGGGGAUGACCCCGAGGGCCUCUUCCCGUGCAUCCUCGGCCACGAGGCCGCCGGCAUCGUCGAGAGCGUCGGCGAGGGCGUGACCACCUGCAAACCGGGAGACCACGUCAUUCCAUGCUACCAGGUCAAAUGGAUGGUGCACUCACUCGACUGACGUACACAUAAAUGACAUCUAUGGAUGGAUGUGUUGUGCAGGCUGAGUGUUUCCCGUCUGACCGUGAGAAGAACACGUGUCCGACGUGUCGCGGGUACAGCCUGGGCAAGACCAACCUGUGCGGCAAGGUGCGGGCCUUCACGGGCAAGGGCAUCAUGCGGGCGGACGGCAAGCCGCGCUUCACACUCAAGGCCGACGGCACACCCAUCUACCACUUCAUGGGCACAUCCACUUUCGCCGAGUACACCGUCCUACACGAGGAAUCCGUAGCCGUCGUCAGGAACGACGCACCGCUCGACAAGGUCAAAUCACAUACACACACACUCCCUCCCCCCCCACCUCUGUCUGUCCAUAUCUGUGUGUGGAUGUGUUUGUUGGUUCAUUCAGGUGUGUCUGUUGGGCUGCGGCGUGUCGACAGGUCUGGGUGCCGUGUGGAACACGGCCAAGGUCGAGGAGGGAGCGUCGGUGGCCGUCUUCGGGCUGGGAACCGUCGGCCUGGCGGUCAUCGACGGCGCGCGUGCCGCCAAGGCCUCGCGCAUCAUCGCCGUCGACCUGGACGAGUCCAAGUUCGAGCGCGCCCGUGCGUUUGGUGCGACCGAGUUUGUCAACCCGGCCAAGCAUGACAGGCCGAUCCAGCAGGUGCUGGUGGAGAUGACCAACGGGGGCGUCGACUACUCAUUCGAGUGCAUCGGCAACGUCAAGGUGAUGCGCGCGGCGCUCGAGUGCUGCGCCAAGGGCUGGGGCGUGAGCACCAUUAUCGGCGUGGCGGGGGCGGGGCAGGAGAUCGCCACGCGGCCCUUCCAGCUGGUGACGGGCCGCGUGUGGAAGGGGACGGCCUUCGGGGGUUUCCAGAGCCGCAGCAUGGUGCCCAAGCUGGUGGACCGGUACCUCAACGGGGAAUUCAAGGUCGACGAGUACAUCACCCACACCUUGGCCUUCGACCACAUCAACGAGGCCUUCGAUCUGCUCAGGAAGGGCCAGUGCCUCAGAUGCGUCAUGACACUCUGAUACAGACAGAAAGGGGGAACGGGCAAGAGGAUAGGGGAAGCAGGGAGGGAGGGAGGAGGGAGGGAGGGAUGCGCUCGGUCCUUUUGCUGAAAAGGGCCCCUUGUUGUAGCUUAGCAGCCAGACUAGCUCAGCUGAUGUGUACCGUACCGACCAGACCUGUUGUGUGUGGAGAGGCAGUCCAGUCAGCCGCCCGGUCAGCCCGCCCAUUCCCUCCAUUCCAUUGCAACCCAGCCCAUCUCCUACGCGAGGUGUAUACAAGGAAUUCAUACAGUACAGUGUGUGGUAUAUAUGGAGUAUGUAGUGAGGUAGGUGCAGCCAGCCAUCGCACUGUCGUCUGCUAGCUACUUGCAAGCAUGGUUAAAGCUUCGUGAGGUGUCUGUCUGUCUGUCUGUCUGUGUGCGUGAGUUUGUGAGUGCAGUGGGUGCGUGCGUGCGUGAGGAAUAUGUGUUUCCUUCGUGUGCAGAUGGAUGUGUAGUGCCGACAACCCCUUGCCUUGCCUGAAUGCCUUGUGUGAUUUG
Molecule: messenger RNA, 2229 nt
Organism: Vitrella brassicaformis
Lineage: Eukaryota; Vitrellaceae
Source: the annotation of a GenBank genome assembly